GGGAAGGCGACACUCGCUCGGCGCCGCCUUCGUGCAGAGCGACCAGGAGGGUUUUGCAGCGGCCGCCGCCGCCGCGGCGGGAGGAGGGGUGGAGGUGGCUUCGGAGUUGUCCGGAGAAGGUGGGCAUUUCUCGGCUUUCCCACCCCCUCCCCUAGCCUCCCCCCUCCCCUGGUUUUCCCCUCCCUCCUGCCCCGCACCCCACGUGAAGCGGAAUAUAAAGGGGGGUGUGAGGCUAGAGGGGAAAGUGAAUGGUGAAGGACUGAAGGGGUUCCCCCUUCGGGUCCCCGGCUGUUCUGUUCACCCUCGUUCAUCCUCCCUUCCCGAAGCUCGCCCUCGAAGGCAGAAGCGACCGGCGCCUUCGGCUGAGAAGGAGGAGGAGGAGGAAUCGCGCCGGGCGGAGCGUCAGGUCCCGUUUUCCUCCUCGGCGUCCUGAAUACAAAGAUUACGGUGCAGAAGGAAAUUGCACUCGCCUCCUCCGCCCCCCGGUACCCAACACAAUGCACCAGCCGCCCGAGUCCACUGCCGCCGCGGCCGCGGCUGCGGCCGCUGCAGACAUUAGUGCUAGGAAGAUGGCGCACCCGGCAAUGUUCCCUCGAAGGGGCAGUGGUGGUGGCAGCGCCUCUGCUCUCAGUGCAGCAGGUACCGGCGUUGGUAGUAGUGCCCCAUCUUCCGAGGAUUUUCCGCCUCCGUCGCUGCUCCAGCCGCCACCUCCUGCAGCAUCUUCUCUGUCGGGACCACAGCCUCCGCCUCCACAAAGCCUGAACCUCCUUUCGCAGGCUCAGCUGCAGGCACAGCCUCUUGCGCCAGGCGGAACUCAAAUGAAAAAGAAAAGUGGCUUCCAGAUAACGAGCGUGACCCCGGCUCAGAUCUCCGCCAGCAUCAGCUCUAACAACAGCAUCGCAGAGGACACCGAAAGCUACGACGAUCUGGAUGAAUCUCACACAGAAGAUCUGUCGUCUUCCGAGAUCCUUGAUGUGUCACUUUCCAGGGCUACCGACUUAGGGGAGCCUGAACGCAGCUCCUCAGAAGAAACUCUCAAUAACUUCCAGGAAGCCGAGACACCUGGGGCAGUCUCUCCCAACCAGCCUCCCCUUCCUCAGCCUCAUUUGCCUCACCUUCCACAACAGAAUGUUGUGAUCAAUGGGAAUGCUCAUCCCCACUCCCUCCAUCACCACCCUCAUAUUCAUCAUGGGCACCACCUCCAUCAUGGGCACCACCAUCCAUCCCAUGCCGGUGUGGCCAGUACACCCAUUCCGGGAGGGCCGCCCUCAAGCCCAGUAUCCAGAAAACUGUCUACAACUGGAAGCUCUGACAGUGUUAUGCCAGUUGCACCAACUUCUGCCGUAUCAUCGAGUGGCUCACCUGCAUCUGUAAUGACUAGUAUCCGUGCUCCGAGUACAAGCGGCAGUAUAGGUAUAAAUUCUGUUACAGGCACUAAUACGAUGAAUAAUGUCAGCAUUACGGCUGUGGGUGGUUUUAAUCCUAACGUGACCAGCAGCAUGCUUGCUAAUGCUAAUUUAAGCGCGAGCAGCGUUCCCAGUGCUGCCGGUGUGAGCGUUGGGCCUGGAGUGAGCAGCGGUGUUAACGUGACUCUCUUGAGCGGCCUGGGCAACGGUACGAUUUCGUCCUCCGCUCUCAUUAACAGCGCUGCCAGUGCAGCUGCAGGGAUGACUGUAGGAUCAGUUUCAAGUCAGCAGCAACAACCGACAGUGAACACGUCCAGGUUCAGAGUUGUGAAGUUAGAUUCGAGCUCUGAGCCCUUCAAAAAAGGUAGAUGGACUUGCACCGAGUUCUAUGAAAAAGAAAACGCCGUCCCCGCCGCCGAAGGGGUGGUGAUCAAUAAAGCAGUGGAAAGCGUAAAACAAAACCCGACAGAAGUGACUUCUGAGAGGGAGAGCACCAGCGGGAGCUCAGUAAGCAGUAGCGUCAGCACCCUGAGUCACUACACGGAGAGCGUGGGGAGCGGAGAGGUGGGAGCCCCGGCUGCCGUGCUGCAGCAGCCGCCCGCUCUUCCAGGUGUCGCCCUCCCGCAGAUGGACUUCAGUAGCGCUGCUCCGGCGGGCAUUUCAGCAGUUAGUCUACCGCAGAGUAUUUCUCAGUCACAGAUCUCGCAAGUACAGUUACAGCCUCAAGAACUGAGCUAUCAGCAGAAGCAGGGUCUUCAACCAGUACCUCUGCAAGCCGCUCUCAGUGCUGCAGCUGGUGUCCAGCCAUCACCUGUGAGCGUGGUGGGUGUAACUUCAGCUCUAGGUCAGCAGCCUUCCGUUUCCAGCCUGGCUCAGCCCCAACUGCCGUAUUCUCAGGCGGCCCCUCCGGCGCAGGCUCCCCUGCCAGGCACACCACCCCAGCAGUUACACUAUGGACAGCAGCCGCCGGCUCUUUCCACACAGGUGGCCCCAAGCCACGGUCUGUCAGUGACUCCGAAUCCUGCUUCCGAGUAUGUUCAGCAGCAGCCGAUUCUGCAAACGGCAGUGUCCUCCGGACAGCCCACUUCUGCGGGGGUGGGAGCAGGAGCCGCGGUGAUUCCUAUGGCUCAGCCACAGAGCAUCCAGCUGCCAGCGCAGCCCGCAGCAGUCCAGGCGCAGCCCGCAGGGGCAUCUGGCCAACCUGCUGGCCAGGCGCAGACGGCAGUAUCUGCUGUACCUCCUGGCAGUCAAAUUGCAAAUAUUGGUCAACAGACAAACCUACCUACAGCAGCGCAGCAGCCCUCUACCCAAGUCACACCUUCAGUUAUCCCGCAAGGUGCUCCUCCGUCUUCACAGAUAGUUCCACCCGCUCAAGCUGCGAUUCUUCAUCAGGGAGUUCAAGCUAGUGCUUCAGGCCUCCCUCAACAGUUGGUCAUUGCACCCCAGAGUACCUUGUUAACUGUGCCUCCCCAGCCGCAAGGAGUAGAGUCAGUAGCUCCAGGAGUUGUUUCGCAGCAGUUGCCUGCAGUUAGUCCUUUGCCCUCUGCUAGUAGUAUUUCUGUUACGAAUCAGGUUAGUUCAGCUGGUCCUUCUGGAAUGCCUUCUGUCCCAACAAACUUGGUUCCAUCACAGAAUAUAGCACAAGCCCCUGCCACUCAAAAUGGUAAUUUGGUUCAAAGUGUUAGUCAGCCUCCCUUGAUAGCAGCAUCUAAUGUAAAUUUGCCUUUGGCGCAGCAGAUACCACUAAGUUCUACUCAGUUCUCUGCACAAUCAUUAGCUCAGGCAAUUGGAAGCCAAAUUGAAGAUGCCAGGCGCCCAGCGGAACCCUCCUUAGUUGGCUUACCUCAGACUAUCAGUGGUGACAGUGGGGGAAUGUCAGCAGUUUCAGAUGGGAGUAGCAGCAGCCUAGGAGCCUCUGCUUCUCUUUUCCCGUUGAAGGUGCUACCGCUGACGACACCCCUGGUGGAUGGCGAGGAUGAGAGGUAA
Molecule: messenger RNA, 3392 nt
Organism: Eubalaena glacialis (North Atlantic right whale)
Lineage: Eukaryota; Metazoa; Chordata; Mammalia; Artiodactyla; Balaenidae
Product: TSC22 domain family protein 1
Exons: 1
Coding region: 498-3392 (964 amino acids)
Source: RefSeq, a predicted model, not a curated record